AUGCAUCCCGUAAUGACUGGGCUUGCCUUUCGUUUUUCCCCACCCUCCGCUCCCUUUAUACUGUCUCCGCAGCCUGCGCAGCGGCACCCGCAAGCUUUCCCGUGCAGUGAGUCCCUCCACUCUCGAGGCAGAGCCUCAAGCGAUACAGAUUGGACCUCCCUGCCGGGACGGAAAGCCCCUGGCUUUCGCCCAUCAUUGCGCUUCGCGCACUGGCCUUUCUCUCUCUGA
Molecule: messenger RNA, 228 nt
Organism: Laccaria bicolor S238N-H82
Lineage: Eukaryota; Fungi; Basidiomycota; Agaricomycetes; Agaricales; Hydnangiaceae
Exons: 3
Coding region: 1-228 (75 amino acids)
Source: RefSeq, a predicted model, not a curated record